Colletotrichum fioriniae is the source of this 1539-nucleotide messenger RNA. Lineage: Eukaryota; Fungi; Ascomycota; Sordariomycetes; Glomerellales; Glomerellaceae. The record is from RefSeq and is a predicted model, not a curated record.
AUGUCAGACCCUCUUGAGCUGGAGCCCGAUCACCCGAAGAGGAACUCCAGAAUGAUCGAGAAGUUUGAUGACGAGAUCAAGGUCGCGGGGGUGGUAGACCAGCAACCAGUUGUCUCAAGAAGCGAGUCGGUCCAAAGCGAUUCGUACGGAUCAUCUGCCGGCGCCAAAACCUUCGACAAGAAGCUCCUCUAUAAACUCGAUAUGCGUCUAAUGAUUGCCAUGUUCUUUCUGAACUUCUUGUCGUUAAUGGGCCGCACGAAUAUCGGAGCCGCACUGAUCCGGCAACUUCCACAGGAUCUUCAUCUCGAUGCGAUGAAGGUGUUCAUCGUUCUCACAAUGCCAGCGGCGCCGUUGGUUCUUUUUGAAGUGCCAAGUAAUCUGCUUAUGCGGUUCUUGAACCGCAAAUUCAACUUCCCAUACUUGUGGUACAUGUGUGUUCUUGACAUAUUACUGGGUAUAAUCACAAUAGGCCAAGGCUUCGUCAAGACAUUCGAUCAGAUGAUAGCCACGAGAUUUUUCGUUGGUGUCUUUGAUGCAGGUCUCAUUCCUGGCUGUGUUUUCCUAUGUUCUCUUUACUACCCUCCAAGGCAUCUUCAAUGGAGGCUUGGACUGAUCACCGUCGCCAAUAUCUGUUCAAAUAUCGCCGGUAACUUCCUUGCAUACGCGAUUGCCAAUAUCCAAACCACUGAGAAUUUCAAAGGGAUCUUCAUCAUUGAAGGCAUCUUCACUGUGGUAGCUUCUCUGGCCUGCCUUCCUGCUAAUGUUGGACCUCCGGAGAAGGCCAAGUUCUUGACGGAAGAAGAGAAGAGACUUAUCAAGAACUUGGUCGAGAUACGCAGCACAGAGAUUGGUGUUGUAGCCGAGUGGAAAAUGUUUUUCACAAAUCCACUGAAUUACUGCUGGGCUGCCCUCUAUUGCUUCACGACCACAACCGCUUACUCGGUCUCCAUCUUUUCCCCGUCCUUCGUCAAAUCCUUUCACCCGGAACUCAGCGCUGCAGAUGUGCAGGCGCAAAUUGUUCCCAUCUUCGUGGUGGCUGCUGUGGCAUGUCUUACAACUGCUUACGCCGCUGACCGACUCAACCACCGCGCAGCCUUCGGCCUCGGCGGCUUUAUUUUCACCAUCAUUGGCUACGCGAUCUUGAGACAAGACGAGCACGAAAGCACAAAUGUAACCAUGAUGGCGCUGUACUUCAUCGCCUUCGGCACUUUCAUCACUCUUCCCAUGAUCUGGAUAUUGACUAUGCAAAACUUGCAGACGCCUUUCCAGAGAGCCAUUGGGAGCGGCUUUGUUGUUGGAGUUGGGAACACAUCAGGCUACAUCUCAGCCUGGAUCUUUAAGACAAGCGACGGCCCGUAUUACAAGAACGGAAUGAUAAUCAGCAUGAUCCUAGUUGUUAUUGCAUUUGCCAUUCUUUCGGCAACUUGGCUCUACAUCGAGAUGCAUAAUAGAAGGCUUGAAAGGGAGGAGAGAUUGCAUCCGUCUGCGACAGCUGGAACCAAGAGACUUACUGGGCGAAGCUUUCGGUACAAGGCAUAG